Molecule: messenger RNA, 3573 nt
Organism: Rhinichthys klamathensis goyatoka
Lineage: Eukaryota; Metazoa; Chordata; Actinopteri; Cypriniformes; Leuciscidae
Gene: vclb
Product: vinculin b
Exons: 21
Coding region: 126-3326 (1066 amino acids)
Biological process (GO): cell adhesion
Cellular component (GO): actin cytoskeleton
Molecular function (GO): structural molecule activity; actin filament binding
Source: RefSeq, a predicted model, not a curated record
GUUAGUCAGUUGCAUGAAGGGGAGUCAGUGUGUUCAGGAGUGGGAUUGUCUCGGCGUUCGGAUACGGAUAGGGGAGUUUGGAUACACACUUUGAAAGAGAGUUUGCUGUCUCUUAAGCUUUCACCAUGCCGGUUUUUCACACGAAGACGAUAGAGAGUAUCCUGGAGCCGGUGGCCCAGCAGAUUUCCCAUCUGGUCAUCAUGCAUGAGGAGGGAGAGGUGGACGGGAAAGCCAUCCCGGAUCUCACCGCUCCUGUGGCCGCAGUGCAGGCAGCUGUCAGCAACCUGGUCCGGGUGGGCAAAGAGACGGUUCAGACCACUGAAGAUGCCAUCAUGAGGAGAGACAUGCCACCUGCCUUUAUCAAGGUUGAGAACGCGUGCACUAAACUGGUUCAGGCCGCUCAGAUGUUGAAGGCCGAUCCGUAUUCUGUCCAAGCCCGGGAUUAUCUGAUCGACGGCUCCCGCGGGAUCCUCUCCGGAACCUCGGAUCUGCUCCUGACCUUCGACGAGGCCGAGGUCCGUAAGAUCAUCCGUGUGUGUAAAGGGAUUCUGGAGUAUCUGACGGUCGCUGAGGUGGUGGAGUCGAUGGAAGACCUGAUCACUUACACCAAGAACCUGGGACCAGGCAUGACGAAGAUGGCCAAGAUGAUUGACGAGCGACAGCAGGAGUUAACUCAUCAGGAGCACAGAGUCAUGCUGGUCAACUCCAUGAACACCGUGAAGGAGCUGCUGCCCGUCCUGAUCUCAGGCAUUAAGAUCUUCGUGACGACCAGGACGUCCCAGGGGAAGGGUGUGGAAGAGGCUCUGAAGAACAGGAACUUCACCGUGGAGAAGAUGAGCACCGAGAUCCACGAGAUCAUCCGCGUGCUGCAGCUCACGUCCUGGGACGAGGACGCCUGGGCCAAUAAGGACACCGAGGCCAUGAAGAGAGCGCUGGCUCUGAUCGACUCUAAAAUGGCCCAGGCGAAGAACUGGCUCCGGGACCCUCACGCCCAGCCAGGAGACCCGGGCGAACAGGCCAUUCGGCAGAUCCUGGACGAGGCGGGGAAAGUUGGCGAACUCUGCGCUGGGAAAGAGAGACGAGACAUUAUGGGAACUGCCAAGACGCUUGGACAGUUUACGGAGCAGGUGUCCGAUCUGAGGGCCAGGGGUCAGGGAGCGAGUCCAGUGGCCAUGCAGAAAGCACAGCAGGUUUCUCAGGGUUUGGAUGUUCUCACGGGGAAAGUGGAAAACGCGGCGCGUAAAUUGGAGGCCAUGACCGGCUCGAAACAAGCCAUCGCCAAGAGAAUCGACGCCGCUCAGAACUGGCUGGCGGAUCCUCACGCGGGUCCCGAAGGAGAGGAGAACAUCAGGGCUCUUCUGGGAGAAGCGAGGAAGAUCGCGGAUCUCUGCGAUGAUCCCAAGGAGCGCGACGAUAUCCUGCGCAACAUGAGCGAGAUCUCCGCGCUCACCGCCAAACUCUCAGAGCUCAAGAAAGCAGGUAAGGGUGAUUCCCCUGAGGCUCGAGCGCUGGCCAAACAGAUCGCCACAGCUCUGCAGAAUCUACAGUCCAAAACCAGCAAAGCCGUGGCCAACACUCGCCCGGCCAAAGCAGCGGUUCACCUGGAGGGCAAGAUCGAGCAGGCUCAGAGAUGGAUCGACAACCCCACGCUGGACGACAGCGGAGUCGGUCAGGCUGCUAUUCGUGGGCUGGUUGCUGAGGGGCGUCGCCUGGCCAAUGCGUUGCCGGCGUCCCACAGGCAUGAGCUCUUGGGUAAAUGUGAGGAGGUGGAGCAUCUGAUGGGUCAGUUAGCCGAGCUAGCGGCCCGCGGGGAGGGAGACGGUCCACAGGCCCGCGCCAUCGCUCACCAGCUGCAGGACACUCUCAAAGAUCUGAAGGGUAAAAUGCAGGAAGCCAUGACUCAAGAAGUGUCUGACAUCUUCAGCGACACGACAACACCUGUCAAACUAUUGGCUGUGGCAGCGACGGCCCCGCCAAACACACCCAACAGAGAAGAGGUGUUUGAGGAGCGGGCCGCUAACUUCGAGAAUCACGCGGGCCGUCUGGGCGCCACCGCGGAGAAAGCCGCCGCCGUCGGCACCGCUAACAGGAGCACGGUGGAGGGGAUCCAGGCCGCCGUCAAAUCAGCGCGAGACCUCACGCCACAGGUCAUCUCCGCAGCUCGAAUCCUCCUGAAGAACCCUGGGAACCAGGCGGCUUACGAGCACUUCGAGACCAUGAAGAAUCAGUGGAUCGACAAUGUCGAGAAAAUGACAGGGCUGGUGGAUGAAGCGAUCGACACCAGGUCUCUGUUGGAUGCAUCAGAAGACGCCAUUAAGAAAGAUCUGGACAAGUGUCAGGUAGCAAUGGCCAAUCACCAGCCUCAGAUGCUGGUCGCCGGGGCAACCAGCAUCGCCCGACGAGCCAAUCGGAUCCUGCUGGUGGCAAAACGAGAGGUGGAGAACUCAGAGGACCCGAAGUUCAGAGAAACUGUGAAAGCGGCUUCCGACGAGCUCAGCAGAACCAUCUCACCAAUGGUCAUGGACGCCAAAGCCGUGGCCGGCAACAUACAGGACCAAGGCCUUCAGAGGGGCUUCCUGGACUCGGGUUAUAAGAUCCUGAGUGCCGUGGCUAAAGUGAGAGAGUCGUUCCAGCCUCAGGAGCCAGACUUCCCUCCUCCACCUCCAGACCUGGAGCAGCUGCAGAUCAGCGACACCGCGGCUCCUCCAAAACCGCCCCUGCCGGAGGGUGAAGUGCCUCCGCCCAGACCUCCACCCCCCGAGGAGAAGGACGAGGAGUUCCCGGAGACGCAGGCCGGAGAAGUGAUCAGCGAGCCCAUGAUGGUGGCGGCCCGGCAGCUGCACGACGAGGCCCGCAAGUGGUCCAGCAAGGGUAAUGACAUCAUCGGCGCCGCCAAGCGCAUGGCUCUGCUGAUGGCCGAGAUGUCUCGACUGGUCCGAGGAAGCGGCGGGAAUAAGAGGGCGCUCAUCCAGUGUGCCAAAGACAUCGCCAAAGCCUCCGACGAGGUCACGCGCCUCGCCAAAGAGGUCGCCAAGCAGUGCACCGACAAACGCAUACGAACAAACCUGCUGCAGGUGUGUGAGAGGAUUCCUACCAUCAGCACACAGCUGAAGAUCCUCUCCACUGUGAAGGCCACCAUGCUGGGACGCACCAACAUCAGCGAGGAGGAAUCAGAGCAGGCCACGGAGAUGCUGGUCCAUAACGCCCAGAACCUGAUGCAGUCGGUGAAGGAGACGGUGAGAGAAGCCGAGGCCGCGUCCAUCAAGAUCCGCACAGACGCCGGCUUCACCCUGCGCUGGGUCCGCAAGACACCCUGGUACCAGUGAGCGAACAACCAGUGCACAUAUCCCAGCAUGCACUGUCCAGGUCAUCAAUGUCAAUGCAGACGUCUCAUCCACCUCGUGGACUAAACUAUCCCACUAUCAAAACCGGUGUUCUUGAAUGUCAUUGAGUGUAAAAAAAACAUUGCUUUUAUAAUUUGCGAAGAAUGAUUUAUUUUGGUUUGAUUGAUCCCGGGUAGGAGGGAAAAUUUCACAAUUGUCAUUAUUUUCUUCUUUUUUUUUCCUUCUUUUU